CUCACCAUGUACACAGUAGCUAUUGCAAUAAAACAAAUAUACAAAGUUCCUCUUGAUGCCUAUAGUCCCAUAGGACACAGGCUGAGUGCUUUUCUGAUAGGGAGAUCAAGCAGUAUUAUUAAAGGUAUUUAUGUACGUUUAGAGAUUAUUGAUGCUGAUUACCUGGGACAAAUUCAUGCUAUGGUAUCUGUUAGUGAACCCCCUGUUAUCAUUCUGAAAGGCAUUGCUCAACUUGAUGCCUUUGUGAGUUGUGUUCCAAAUACAGUGAACCGGAGUGGUGGCACAGGAGGUUUUGGAUCUACAGGAGCACCUCGAGUAUUUUGGACUCAGAAAGUGACAGAGAAAUGUCUGGAAAGAACAUGUGUCAUCACAGCCAAGGGACAUCAUGCAGAGACUAUAACAAUAACAGGAGCUCCAUCACACAUAAAGACAGAUAAUGGCCCAGCCUAUGUUUCUCAAAAGCUGCAAAUGGUUUUCUGUAUUUGGGGCAUUGAUCAUUCUACAGGUAUCCCCCAUGCCUCUAUGGGCCAAGCAAUCACUGAAACAGCACAUGGCGUUCUUAAGCUCCAAAAUGAAAAACAGAAAGGGGGAAUGCAACAGGAACCCCCUCAAGUGAGAUUAGAUAAGGCAGUUUAUGUCUUAAAUUUUUAAAGUCCCUUGCCUGAUUCACAGUUGUCUCCUAUUUUCUAUCAUUUUUCCUCUCUGAAUUCUAAACAAUCAGACCUUGGUAGAAAUACUAAGGUGUGGGUUAAAGAUUUACUUACUGGAGUGUGGUCUGGUCCCAUGGAAUUAAUAACUUGGGGAAGGGGAUAUGUUUGUGUUUUGAGAGACAAUGGCCCUGGUUGGGUUCCUGCUCUCUGUAUCAAGCCUUACCUAGAGCGUGCAAAAAUGAACAGGAUGGAUGGUCCUACAGCCAAAGCAGAACAUGUGGAUGACACUGGCUGAGACCAUACAUCAGGAUAAGUUGUGUUUGUGAAUUUAUCAGGUUGUAACAAAUUAAAUCACAGGAGUGGUUUAGAUUUUAAAGAAAGAAUUAUUCACUUAUGGGUGGAUGAAUAAUGGGAAUAGUUAAGUAGUUUCUUUGUAGGGUGGGCCAUCACUGUAUGGUUAAAAGCAUGGUUAAGAAUUGGAUUGUCAAUUUUGCUGGUGAUUAUAAUUGUUGUUUUGUAUCUCCCUUGUUUGCCUGGAUUUCUGCAAAGGGCUCUGCAGAAAUCCUUGGCAGCUGUGUUUGCUGCUCAAAUACAAAGAAAAUAGGGAACUGUGGCUGAGGGUCAGAUGAAAGAGUUAACAGAAAGAAGAAGCCAACAGGAUUCCUGUGUGUCUGUGAGGAGAAAGAAGACAAAGGUAGAGGAAAACAAAGAACAUCUGUGCUUCGAGAAACCAUGGAAAAACAAGAUCUAUCUGUAUUUUGGAUUUUUGGGGAUAUUUUCUCAAAACAGUGCUUCCACCAAUGGACUUGAGGGGUGGUGUGGUGAUGGCCAAUGGAAUGGGGUGCACUAUGGGGUGAGAAGGGGAUGAAAACGCUGUGUGCAGGCACAAUAAAGGCUUGGAUGAAGUUUCUUAUGGA
Molecule: messenger RNA, 1567 nt
Organism: Cyanistes caeruleus (blue tit)
Lineage: Eukaryota; Metazoa; Chordata; Aves; Passeriformes; Paridae
Source: RefSeq, a predicted model, not a curated record